Messenger RNA from Hyaloscypha bicolor E, 1566 nucleotides. Its product is annotated as putative maltose permease. Bases 1 to 1566 code for a protein of 521 amino acids. Gene Ontology annotation, cellular component: membrane. Gene Ontology annotation, biological process: transmembrane transport; carbohydrate transport. Lineage: Eukaryota; Fungi; Ascomycota; Leotiomycetes; Helotiales; Hyaloscyphaceae. The transcript is spliced from 8 exons. Gene Ontology annotation, molecular function: carbohydrate:proton symporter activity. The record is from RefSeq and is a predicted model, not a curated record.
AUGGCUUCACCAACACCAAACAGAAAGGACAACCUUGCGGCUCAUUGGAAGUGCCUUGCAGCAUGCACCCUCAUGUCCAUGUGCCCGUUCCAAUAUGGAGUAGACUUCGGUAUCAUUGGCAGUCUUCAGGCAAUGAAGGGAUUCUUGGAGGUCUUUGGGCAUGAAGACCCAUUGUCCCCCACCGGAUGGAAUAUCUCGCCCGGCCGCCAACAAUUGAUCUCAUCCUUGAUGAUUCUCGGGGCUUUCCUUGCCUCUAGCGCAGCUGGCCCCAUCGCUCUCUAUCUGUCACGGAGGUGGUCUAUCUGGUCUGCAUGUGUCUUGUGUAUCGUUGCCAAUGUCAUCAUGAUGACCACGGAUAAGAUUGGCGGCCUGUACGCUGGUCGCCUUCUCAUUGGUUUAGCUAACGGUCUUUUUAUGACAUUCGCCCAACUGUACUUGCAGGAAGUGGCACCAGCAAAGUAUCGAGGUCUUGUAAUUGCAUCCUUUCAAACAUGGGUCUCACUUGUCAUCGACAACGGUACAAAAUCCAUCCCAUCAAAGCAAGCUUAUAUCAUACCUCUUGGUAUUGUUUACGUUAUUCCCGGGCUUGUGUCCAUCGGCUUGCUCUUCAUCCCCGAAUCGCCCCGAUGGCUAUUGCAAAUGGAUAGAGAAGAGGACGCACGGAAAGCUCUCAAAUGGCUGAGACCAUUUCCCGAACUUGUGGAUGCUGAAUUCGCGGAAAUGAAAGCUGCAAUCGACGCCGAGAAGCUCCUUGCGGUUAACACUGAAAUUAUUGACAUCUGGCGCAAUCCGAUUGACCGCCGUCGAACAUUUCUAGCUGUUGGUGCUGUCACUCUUCAGGCUGCUUCUGGUGCCAUGUAUAUGAUCUCUUACGGAACAUACUUCUUCCAAAUGGCUAAGGUCGGAUCUCCAUUUAUGAACUCUUGUAUUUUGACCGCCGUGGGAGUUGUCGUCAUCAUUAUCAACAGCUGUAUCAUUACCAAAUGGGGCCGUCGCAGAGUCUUCCUCGUCAAUGGAAUGCUUAUCUGUGGCCUCUGCCAGCUAAUCGUUGCUGCUAUAUACACUACUCAUCCAGGCACACUUGCAACUGGGAAGGCCAUCGUUGGCAUCUCAGUCCUCUACAUCAUGGGCUAUAACGGAAUGGUCUCCUCCUACGCCUGGCUCUGCGGCGGAGAAUUCCCCUCCCAACGCCUCCGAUCCUUCACCUUCGGCAUCGCCGCCUCAGUCGGCUUCUUCGGCGCCUGGCUCACCACCUUCACUGCCCCAUAUUUCAUCAACCCCGAUGCGCUCAACUGGGGUCCCAAGUACGGGUAUAUCUGGGCACCAAGUUGCAUUAUUGGUGCUCUUUGGACAUACUUCUACCUCCCUGAGGUCAAGAACCGCACUUUCGAAGAGAUUGAUGAGAUGUUCAUGGCCAAACUUCCAGCUCGCAAGUUCCGCGGAUACAAGUGUGUCGGUCCCGCUGUCUUUGCUGUUGAUGAGAAGAAUCAGACCAGAGUCUCUGUCGAGGAAGUUGUUUGGACGAACCCGCAUGCAGUCGCGGAGACUACGACGAAUGUGAAAUAA